Messenger RNA from Mycotypha africana, 453 nucleotides. RefSeq names its product cytochrome c oxidase subunit VB-domain-containing protein. Bases 1 to 453 code for a protein of 150 amino acids. NCBI's taxonomy places the organism in Eukaryota, Fungi, Mucoromycota, Mucoromycetes, Mucorales, Mycotyphaceae. The transcript has 3 exons. The record is from RefSeq and is a predicted model, not a curated record. Gene Ontology annotation, cellular component: mitochondrial envelope. Gene Ontology annotation, biological process: mitochondrial electron transport, cytochrome c to oxygen.
AUGUUCGCCCUUCGCCGCGCUGCUAUUAGAGCUGCACCCAUUGCUGCUCGUACUUCUGUUAGACCUUUCUCCGUUUUCGGCGCUCGUCUUUCUGGAGCCGUUGGUCAUCCCUCUGAAUCCAACCUUGGUCCCGGAUCUGAAGACGGCAAAGUCCCAACUGAUCUUGAACAAGCUACAGGUUUAGAAAGACAAGAAUUGCUCGCUAAGUUAGAAGGCAAAGAGUUUUUUGAUUUGGAACCUUUGAAUAUGACCCACAUUGGUACAAAAUCCAACCCUAUUGUUGUGAAAUCUCAUGAUCCUAUUCGUUUCGUUGGCUGUACUGGUUUCCCCGCUGAAUCACACGAAGUCAUUUGGAUCAACUUGGAUAAAUCUCACGAAUACGAUCGUUGUCCCGAAUGUGGCUCUGUUUUCAAAAUGGAUUUCGUAGGUGCUGAAGAUGCUCACCACCAUUAA